AUGCCUAAAAAAUCAGCAUCUAAGCCGGACGUAUUUGUUAGUUUUGUUUUGGAUCUAACCCAAUACGGAUACAAGCCCAUACUCUCACUAUUUGAAAGAAAAAUGGAAACUAAAACCAAUAAUUGGAGAGAGCAGUUCCUCGCCGAGGCUCGAAAAAAAGAGCACUAUAAAGUUCUGUCAAUGGCAGAGAUAGAAGAAAUUAUUAAAGACCUGCUAAUCGGAAAAGUCACGUCAAAAAAGUCUUUUCAGCAAAUAAGACGUGCAAAACGAUUCGAUGUAUUAGAAGUAGAUGGUGUGAAUCGACUUAUCUCCAAGAUCAAACCCGGUAAUGGCAUAAAGUAUUAUGUAGCGCUUGAAGAUGUCUUUGAUAUCAUUCAAGCCGCGCAUAUUGCGACCGGACAUGGUGGGCGCGAUAGGCUUUUGAAAGAAACUUCGAUCAAGUACGCAAACGUUACAAGAGAAUUGAUUGAAUUAUAUUUAAACAUGUGUGAGGUCUGUCACCAGAAAAAAAUAAAGAGAAGGAGGGGGCUGGUAUCCAAGCCAAUUUUGCAUGCAGAAAUGAAUAGUAGAUGCCAGGUGGACCUUAUUGACUUUCAAUCAUCAAGUGUCGAUGGGUUUAAGUGGAUAAUGGUAUACCAGGAUCACUUGACGAAAUUUGUCGUUCUGAAUGCAUUAAAAACAAAACGCGCAGAAGAGGUAGCACAUCAUUUAGUUCGGAUAUUUUUGACCUUUGGUGCCCCGUGCUUGUUGCAUUCCGAUAAUGGAAGAGAAUUCGUGAACUCUAUUAUCAGUGAGUUGAAAAUAUUGUGGCCUGAACUGAUAUUAGUCCACGGAAAACCUCGACACAGUCAAUCACAAGGCUCUGUCGAGAGAGCAAACCAAAAAGGAAUCGACGACAUUUUGGAAAUGGAAGAUAGAUUAGAACCACACUAA
Molecule: messenger RNA, 933 nt
Organism: Trichogramma pretiosum
Lineage: Eukaryota; Metazoa; Arthropoda; Insecta; Hymenoptera; Trichogrammatidae
Product: KRAB-A domain-containing protein 2-like
Exons: 3
Coding region: 1-933 (310 amino acids)
Biological process (GO): DNA integration
Molecular function (GO): nucleic acid binding
Source: RefSeq, a predicted model, not a curated record